AUGACGUCUCAGCGCAGCCAUGGUCUCUCCCCGGCUUCCAUUGAGACCAUUGCAGGCUUGUCUGCCGGCCUCAUCUCCACCGUGAUCGUCCACCCUUUGGAUAUCAUCAAAACGAGGUUGCAAGUCGACACUUCUGCCCACCCGCUCCUGAAUUCCUCUCGAGCCGUUCUUCGAGACAUUUUGCGAAAUGAAGGCCCCAGCCGGCUGGCCGCACUGUAUCGCGGCCUAAGUCCCAAUCUGGUGGGUAAUUCUGCUGGCUGGGCUUUGUACUUCUUGUGGUACCGUGAAGCUCAAGAGGUCAUCCGAAACCUUCGAGGCUAUUCUCCUGGUCAACAGCUCACAGCGGUCGAUUACCUGACGGCCUCUUCUGCUUCCGGCCUUCUCGCUGCGGUCCUCACGAAUCCAAUCUGGGUGGUCAAGACGCGGAUGCUUUCAACCUCCGCCUCCCAAAGGGGUGCAUAUCCGGGCCUGAUAUACGGGUUGCGCGCAAUAUACAAAACAGAAGGAGUCCGUGGUUUCUUCCAUGGUCUGACCCCAACGCUAGUCGGCGUCAGUCAUGGCUCGCUGUAUUUUGUGGCGUACGAAAAGCUCAAAUUACGGCGUAAAAUGUCCAAGAGAGACAGGCCACUCUCGAAUCUAGAUACCAUCAUGGCUUCCUCAUUGUCAAAGGUCUUCGCCGGGACCGUGACAUAUCCCCAUCAACUGGUGCGGGCUCGGCUGCAGACAUACAAUCCGAGUGCCACCACCCAUGUGCCGGGCCCAGGUGUCGUUGCCUUGAUCAACCAGAUUUGGCGCCACGAAGGCUUCGUGGGCUAUUACAAAGGUCUUUUUCCCAACCUCCUGCGCGUUGUCCCUAGCACGUGUGUCACUUUCCUGGUGUAUGAGAACACUCGAUGGGCUUUGCCAAGGAUAUUUGGGAAUGUGGAGGAAGACCCUGCUCUGGGAACGGGGGUGGCGCGGAAAGGGGAGAGGCCCUUGUAA
Messenger RNA from Cladophialophora psammophila CBS 110553, 981 nucleotides. RefSeq lists its product as uncharacterized. Gene Ontology annotation, biological process: folate import into mitochondrion; nucleotide transport. The coding region runs from base 1 to 981 and encodes 326 amino acids. The record is from RefSeq and is a predicted model, not a curated record. Gene Ontology annotation, cellular component: mitochondrion. Gene Ontology annotation, molecular function: FAD transmembrane transporter activity; folic acid transmembrane transporter activity. Lineage: Eukaryota; Fungi; Ascomycota; Eurotiomycetes; Chaetothyriales; Herpotrichiellaceae. The transcript is spliced from 2 exons.